UGUGUAUUUAGGAGCUAUAGCCUUCACGCAGAACUGACCCUGCUCAACGUUGCCAAGAGACUGUCUUACGCUACAUAGCAACGGCGCGGCGCUAGCGUAAAGCAGGUUGAAACUGUAGUAAAUAAGCAAACUGAAAGAAGUGUACUCGCGCUGUAGAGGGAAGCGUUAGGAGAUGAGAAGUAGGUCUUUGGUCCGUUUUUGAACAUUAAUACUACCAAAAACCCAGGGGGAAACGGGCGAAUUUACAAUUUACGGAUUAAAGGACCUGGAGUAGUAGGCGAGUAAUAUAAGCGCGCGGGACGGGCACAAAAAAGCGGAGAGGCGGACAGGCCCGGCGCUCUGGUCAGCGGAGCGCGGUCGCGCCGGCGGGUAGAGAUGUCUCGCAGACGGAGUCGCAGCGGGAGCCCCUCCCACCACACCACCAACAGCAAUGACCCGCGGGACCUGGAGAGGAGAAUUUUUGUGGGGAAUUUGCCCACCACCCUCAUGGACAGGAAGGACCUGGAAGACCUGUUCAGGCCCUACGGAAAGAUCAACGCCCUGUCCAUGUUCCGCGGGUACGGAUUUGUGCAGUUUGAGCGGGCCGAGGAGGCAGAGGCGGCAAAGGCUGGACAAACCGGUCGCAUUUAUAGAGGUUAUAAACUAGAUAUUAAUAUGGCGGCGGAGCGGCGGCAGAAUAAAGCUCAUUCCCGACAGAGCCCCCCUCGCAGGGGCGAGAGCCACCCGCCUCCGGUGACCCAGCCCGCCGGGCCCGUCCUGCGCGGCGACCCGGUUCGCUCGGACGCGGUGCUUCUCGCAGCCUCCUGUCGCUGGCGCUCACGGGACGAUCCCAGCAGUGGACGGCCCCACUUCGACCGCUACCGCAGCUCGGAGGGGCGGGACAAGGACCCCCGGGGCGACCCCCGCGACCCGCACUACAGUGAAGCGUUUCUAAAGUCGUUCUCUGGAAAUCGAUUGCUUGGCAGAGAUGAAGAGUACGAGCGGUACUACCGCGACGACGACUAUUACCGCAGGAAAGAGGACCCCUACCCAGAUCGCUGCAGGGACUCCUGGAAUGGCAGGAGGGACUCCGAAGAUGACCGCCCCCGGGCGGAGGAGCGCCGGCGCAACGAGCUCUAUCGGCAGUAUUACGAGGAGCUGCAGCGGCGCUACGACUCGGAGCGGCCCGUCGACUGCUCGGUCAUCGUGGUGAACAAGCAGCAGAAGGAGUAUGCGGAGACAGUGGGGCGCAAGGUGCGGGACCUGGGCAUGGUGGUGGACCUGAUCUUCCUGAACACGGAGGUGUCGCUGACGCAGGCGCUGGAGGACGUGGGGCGCGCGCGCACCCCCUUCGCCAUCAUCAUCACCCAGCAGCACCAGGUGCACCGCUCCUGCACCGUCAACAUCCUCUUCGGCACUCCCCAGGAGCACCGCAACAUGCCCAUGCAGGACGCCAUGGUGCUGGUGGCGCACAACUACGACCUGUUCAAGGCCGAGCACCGGGACAAGGAGCGCGAGGACAUCGCCCGGAAGGCCGCCAAGAUGGCGGACGACGUGCUGAUGAGGGAGCACGAGCGCGACGGCCACCCCAUCUCCCUGCAGCCCAUCGUCACGCUGCUGUCCGAGGGCCGGUUCCUGACCCUGGAGGAGCUGGACCGGCUCAUCGACUACUUGAGAGACAAGAGAGAGCGGCUGCUGCGCAGCACCAGCGACCCUCACGCAGGCUCUCGGCCCUCUGCUGCGCCCUCCGCCUUGGAGCCCCCGCCUCCCUCCCAGAGCCUGGCCGGCGCCUCGCACGCGGCUCACGGGGCUCACGGGGCUCACACGGCCCGCCCCGUGCACUCCUCCCUCUCCUCUCACCCCGCGCACACCCCUCACCUGCCCCCGCCCCCGGCCUCCAACCCCGCCAGCUCCUCCAGCCACCAGCAGGAGCUGCAGGCUAAAAUCCUCAGCCUGUUCAACAGCGGCUCCGGGGCCCCCCCGGCCAGCACGGGGGGGUCCGCUCCCUCCCAGGGCUACUCCUCCUCGAUGGGCGGCCAGUCCGCCGGUCAGCCGCCGGCGUCCAUCCCUCCUCCGUCUCUCUCCAAGAUGCCUCCGCCCUCCUCUCAGGACCCCAGCGUGAUGGCCCCCAGGCCGGCCCUGCGCCCCCCCGUCGUGCCGCCCGGCGUGGCCCCCCCUUACGGACUGCCCCAGGGGCGCGUGUCUGCGCCGGUGGGACCCCAGCGGCCGGCUGCGGGGAGCACUGGGAUCAAUUUCGACAACCCCAGUGUGCAGAAGGCCCUGGACACCCUAAUUCAGAGCGGACCCUCCAUAAACCACCUCGUCAACCCAGGCAACGCUGCAGUGCUCAGGCCGGGCCAGGGAAUGGGCCAGGGAAUGGGCCAGGGAAUGGGCCAGGGAAUGGGGCAGGGAAUGGGGCAGGGAAUGGGGCAGGGAAUGGGUCAGGGAAUGGGCCAGGCACCCCCAAUGUCCCAUUACCCACGCCACUACUGAGCACCCACGCCAGGAGUGGGCAGUGCAGUGAGGGGGUGGGGGGUGUCGGUUGAGACAGAAGGCUAAGGCAGUGCUCCUGCCAGGACGGUUGACUAAUGAAUUUUUUGUUAAGGUGAAAUUUUAAUUUUCAUGUUUUUUGUUUUUUUGUAUGUUCUCUUUAAUGACAUGAGUACAUGGAGCUUCCUCAGAGAUUUCUAAGUUUAAGUUGAAGAGCGGUUUUUCCUGUUUUGUCAGUUUCUUGUAAAUAUUUUUUUAAUCCUGGCAUGUAAGCAUGUACAGUGCAUCUUUCUGUCAUCUGCUUAGGAAGACUUUUUUUUUUAAAAGAACAGGCUCUUUUCUGUUGUAACUUAAGGAUUUGUUUUCUCCCUUAGUAGCGCAAGUGGCUGAAACUUCCACGAAAGAUCUGUUUAACAAGCACGAUUAACAAAACCUGCUUUUGUUCUACCAGAACCCUGGGAAGUAUUUAACAGCUGGUGGCACUGGAUCCUCAAGAUUUGGUUUGUACAAGCAGAUAGUUUCACAAUUACUGUAAAAGUGAAUUUUUUACAACUCUUUAUUGUGAAAUGUAGCCAAGCAGAAGUGUCAUUUAAUAAAAUCAUGUAACAGUGCUGGAUUACAGAUUAAUUGUAAAAGGUCAGCCUUGCAGAAGAAAUACGCUGUGUUACUUUUCAUUGAAGAAUAAAACAAGCAAUAGGUGUAAUAAAAUGAUUUUAGUUUA
Molecule: messenger RNA, 3190 nt
Organism: Lepisosteus oculatus (spotted gar)
Lineage: Eukaryota; Metazoa; Chordata; Actinopteri; Semionotiformes; Lepisosteidae
Source: RefSeq, a predicted model, not a curated record